CAGCUCAGCUGCAGUCCUCGAACUAGGAAUUAGCUGGGAUGCUGCGGCCGAAGGAGAAGGAGCGUGUCCUUUCGGCUUUGCUGUGCUCUAUCUCAAGCAUGCCAGGGACCGCGACCCCUUGCUUUAACGAGUGCCACGCAAACCUAGGCGCGUCUCCGACCCGGCGGAACCACAGAGGCUGGUCCUAUUCCCAUCCGGACUCGCACCGCUGAGUGCUGGGCUCGCCGGAAUGCUUCCCGGGGCAACGGAAGCCGCUCAGGGGGGAGGUCGCUGUUUGGAGCCGUUGUGGGCGUCUGUGAUCGGGGCCUAACGGCUGGAUCAACGGCGAAUCCGGCGUUCCGUGCCACCCCGUCGCGAUUGCCUGGGCCUUGUGGGACCCGUAAGUCUCUGGACACACAAGUCCCUCCUGGCUGGUGCUGCGGAGCCGUCUUCCUUCCCCGGAGCUGCAGAAUAGUGAACAGCACCAACGAGUUGCUUGUCCUUACCGGUGUUGAUAAAACAAAUAUGUUUCCUCUUAUACAACGAUGCUGCUUCCACGCUCCUUUCAAACUCCAGAAGGUAACUCCCAGACUUCUACUGUAUGGAAAGAAUGAAACAACCUGGUCUUCUCUAGGCCUCCAGCUGCAGAGGGGUGUGUGUCCUCUGUCAAGAUCUCCAAGCCACAACCCAGUGUCAGUGUAUGCAAUCAAGCUCCAGGCAUUUCACACCUCUCUCCCCUUCCUCAAGAAAAAAACUCGCAAAGAAUCUGAGACCAAAGACUCGGGCGUCUUGCAACGAAGUAUGACAUCACUGAAGGAUUCUCCCAAGCCAGCCCUUUACUUAAGCCUUGCAGGGCUAGUCCCAUUUGUUUCUGUGCCACUGGUAAUGGCCAUCCAAGGGACCUACUACCCAGAGUUGGUGUUUGGUCAGGUUAUGUAUGGUGCUGUAACAGUUUCUUUCCUAGGAGGAAUGAGGUGGGGGUUUGCUCUCCCAGAAAACAGCCCAGCCAAGCCAGACUGGAUGAACCUGGCUAACAGUACAAUUCCUCCUCUAUUUGCCUGGCAAGCCUUGCUUUAUAAAGAUAUCACUAGUGGUGCAAUAAUGCUGGUACUGGCCUUAGGGAUAGCAAUACAUUAUGAUGUGUCCCUUCUUCCUGCUUAUCCUACGUGGUUUAAAGUACUGAGGGUAGUGGGAACAGUGGUGAUGACGCUGUCACUGUUAGCUACUCUGUUAUUGAAGAUGUUUUUAGAGAAGCAGCCAAAUAACAGCAGAAAUGAAUUGCAGAUCACCAAAUAAUAAAUCAAUAGGAAAAAGCUAUUUAUCUGCCAGUGAGGUGUUUGCACUGAAUUUCAGAGGAAAUAAAAAUGUAUUUGCUUAGAAGUCAUAAGAUGGCAGUGAUCAAGAUGGUACUUCUUGAAACAAACACUAGUGGGUUUAGGAGGGAGGGAUUACCAACAGCAAUGACCUCCAAGGCAGGCUUGAUUCUGUCUUUAUCUGUAGAACAAAGCAUCACUUUUGAAUUAAUUACACAUUCUAAAAAGGAGAUGUGAAUUACUUUGUCUUACAAAUUUAAAGUGGUGUUUCUAAUGACAUUGGUAUGCAUUGCUCUAUGCCGAGCAAUUGAGGUAUCUGUUUUAACCAAAAUGUGCGAUAAUGUUCUGCACUGGAAAAAGCAGCUGUGUAGUCAGGAACAGUAACAAGGUGAGAGUAGUCCUUCUAGUGUAUUGUUUAAAGAAGCAGCAGACAGUUAAGCAAAAGUGGAUAGAUGUGCAAUUCUUAUGCUGUGGAACAAAUCUCUGUCCCUUUUCAGCAGAGAAGAUGGUGAAAAUGCUAUGUGAUUAAGUGCUAGUCAGGUGAAAAAGGAAAGGUAAGGUUUCUUUGCAAUGGCAAGGCAAGGUCAGCACUCAUGUGAAGUAUGUCAUCCAGCUGCUCUGAUGGAGGGGAAAACUGGAAAGGGAAACUGCAUCUUUGGCAAGGCACUAUAAGAGACAGAAGUUUAGCUUCCUACUCAGCCUUAAAUAAAAAAAAGGGUAUCUGGGCCAUCUGUUCACAGGUUUUGUUUGGACUUGAACCUGACUUUCCAAGGAAGCUGCAUGCAGCAUAGCCAUAAAGAUCUGUCAUACUCCUGAAGCACUACCAACUGAUGAUAGGACAAAUGGACCAAUAUAUGAUAAGGACUCAAUUGCUGGUGCUAAGAUCUUGCAUAAUGGGAUCGAAAGUAAUUUGUGUUGUCUCCCUCCUGAGAUUCAUUUUUCUGAACACCUAGGGCACGUAUAAAUUGAUGUGUUACCUGCAAACCCUCUAUGAUGGGCCAGUUCCUGAAAACAUUGCAGAAGUAUUUGCUUUUUAUACUUAAGUCUUCUGAACACAUCAUUUAGGGGAAGAAGAUACAACCUGAGUCACGAGGAUUUUCUUUUCUAGUUUCACCUCAAGAAACCUAUGAAAUUAUGUGUGGGAGUAUUUACUGUAGGCUUUUUAUGUUAAUAUGGUAAGUACAGUAUAAGAUGCAAGAAGAAAUCUGAGAAGGGAUCUCCACACACAGCCUUAGGAUAAAUUCAGAUAAUCCUCAUGCUCUCUUAAAGUACUGUUCUUCACUGUUGUUCUGUACAGAGUAAAGCACAUACUGACACAUUUAUCUCUUCCUUCUGCAAAGAACAGACAUUUAAGAAACCUGGCUACCCUGAAGAUAGAGCUAUCUUUUUACAUGGUACUGCUGAAUACCAAACUACAUUAUGUGAGCCUCUGACUUCUGUAACUCAUCAACCUUUAUGUGGUAACUGCAUCAUACCUGUGAAUCAGUGAUGUAUUUCAGUGCUUUCUGAAUAUAAAGGAAAUAAAAUUGACUUUGUGAGUAAAAA
Molecule: messenger RNA, 2837 nt
Organism: Pogoniulus pusillus (Red-fronted tinkerbird)
Lineage: Eukaryota; Metazoa; Chordata; Aves; Piciformes; Lybiidae
Gene: TMEM69
Product: transmembrane protein 69
Exons: 3
Coding region: 505-1275 (256 amino acids)
Source: RefSeq, a predicted model, not a curated record